Messenger RNA from Diaporthe amygdali, 1023 nucleotides. RefSeq lists its product as uncharacterized. The transcript has a single exon. Gene Ontology annotation, molecular function: protein binding. Lineage: Eukaryota; Fungi; Ascomycota; Sordariomycetes; Diaporthales; Diaporthaceae. The coding region runs from base 1 to 1023 and encodes 340 amino acids. The record is from RefSeq and is a predicted model, not a curated record.
AUGUCGACAUCAAACAAAAAGCCGUACUUUCUGACCAUGUGUUUAAAGCUACCAGCACUUUUCAGGCGGAAGCCUGCAGGUUAUCCUCCGCCGCCCUUACUUCAAUUGCCACCAGAAUUGAUCCUAACGAUAUGCGACCACCUCGCCACGGACCCUGCAUCCCGCUGCAGCCUUGCCAUGGCAUGCAAGUACCUUUUUGCUGUUCUAUCUCGCAACGGGAAGCCACCUCCACUAGAAAUGGGAAGUCGAAAUUCCUUCCUCUCUCUUCUCGAGCGAGACCUCGGCGAACGAUUCUACCUCUGUUGCAGUUGUUCAAAGCUGCGUCGCUUCGACAAAUCGUGGGGACCAACACGUCCUGACAGAAGCUGCGCCGCAAAGUCCAACUCUGUUUUUUCCGAAGGAAACUACCGCCUCGGCUACCACCAUGUGCGCCUUGUGAUGAAUUAUCACAGAUCUGGUGGGACCAAGGGUAUCCCUCCCAAGAAUCUGAACCAGACGGCGUGGGUCCAAACGUUCGACAUAUUUAAGCGCAGGCCCGGUGGCCUCUGGUGCCAGACGUGGUCGGCACUGGUCAUUAGCAACGAGCUGUUCCUCAGUGUCCAGCACACGCUACAGGCCCGCACCGACAAGCAACUUCGACAGGCACUAGCCACAAGCUCUUAUGCAAUCUGCCCGCACAUAGACAUUAAUCAGAUGCCAGGAAGCCGCCCGUGGGGCCUGCGUCCGGCUCCUCUGGAGGAUAGAGACCUCGAGGCAUGCUGGGAAUUCCCAGGCUCUUGUUCAAGAUGCUUGACGGAUUACAUCCUGACUAUCGAGAGACCUCAGGCCUCUGCGGGGCAUUCAAAGCGUGGGGGAUGUCGCAUUUCUAUUACCUCGUUCCACCAGCUCGGUGAUGGCAUGUCACCGGACGACUGGAAGUGGGAGGCAUACAGGGGUUCACGUCCUACUAGCGGUCCAGUUCGCGACGUCCAGGAAUGUCCAGCAGGUUUGAUCAUGGAGACAUGGAACUCCGGGCAUCCGUAA